Molecule: messenger RNA, 474 nt
Organism: Cylindrotheca closterium
Lineage: Eukaryota; Bacillariophyta; Bacillariophyceae; Bacillariales; Bacillariaceae
Source: the annotation of a GenBank genome assembly
AUGAGUGACCACCAUCGCGAUCAUGACGACGACGUCGAGUCCUAUCGAAGUCGAAAACGACGACAAGAGAGAGAGGGCCGAGAGAGUGCGCCUCCACCAAAAGCACCAAAGCAAAAGUUUGCAAAUGAAAGAGAAGAGCGGAUGGCAAAGCUGCGGCAGGAAUUGAAGGAGGAAGACAUGGAAUUAGCCGCUGCUUUGGAUGAAAAUAUUAGGAGAAAAGAAGAGGAAGCAAAACCAAAGCCUCAAGAAACAAUUAUCGAAGUGCAUGAGGAAGAACUUGAGGGGCUUGACGAAGAAGAUCAGAUGAGAAUGCUCAUGGGAAUUCAAGGAUUUGGGACCACCAAAGGAAAAGAGGUCAAGGAUAACAAGAACUCGGCGGCCAAAGGCGUUGCAGCCAAGAAUAAAGCCAGAAAAUAUCGACAGUAUAUGAACAGGAAGAAUGGUUUCAAUCGACCAUUGGAAAAGAUGGACUAA